AUGAACAUUGUGGACGAUUUUCUCACUUGGGGGGGAGGUACUGCCCUGACCCACCAGCUUCUAACUGACUCGAUCAUGAUGAAAGACUUGCUGUUCAAGUUCCGUCCAGACUUCCCCUUCGAACGUCCCACAAGCUCUAUCCCAGCCUCUUGGUACAUCAGCCCCAAGCAGACUUUCGGGGAACUGGUUGUGUGGAAUCUCUUCUUCUGGACGCUGACUUACGUGAUCUUCAUGGUAUUGGCGAGCUUGCUGUGGGUACUCUACUAUAAGUACCUCACCAACACGGUCGUCUACAUCCUCCAGCCCUGCCACCUCGUCUCCAUCAUGCUAGUCUAUCUCUUCUGGUGCAGGGACAUCGCGCACGGCUCGCUAAUCUUCUCCAUGUUCACGCACAUGAAUGUUGGGACGCUCCUCGCCCUCGUCGUUCCCCUUCAAGAAGGGACUGUUUGCUGUCACGUGUCCAUCCUCGUCGGCAACAACAUCAACUACAUGAUGAGUCCUCCCAAGGGGCCCCUGCUCUGGUUUGGCGAUCACUACAGAUCAAUCCAAACGUUCGGAACCUACCUCCUCCUCCUCCUUCCCGCCCCCACCAUCUUCGUCAUUUGUAUCCUCCUCGUCUCCUCCGCUCACUCCAGCUCAGGGCUGCUGUUCCCUGCCAUGGUGGACUUGGCAAAGAGGAUGUCGGGGAAGUGGAGAAGACAGAAGUCAGCGUGA
Messenger RNA from Guillardia theta CCMP2712, 714 nucleotides. RefSeq lists its product as hypothetical. The record is from RefSeq and is a predicted model, not a curated record. The transcript has 10 exons. The coding region runs from base 1 to 714 and encodes 237 amino acids. NCBI's taxonomy places the organism in Eukaryota, Cryptophyceae, Pyrenomonadales, Geminigeraceae.